Molecule: messenger RNA, 5110 nt
Organism: Seriola dumerili (greater amberjack)
Lineage: Eukaryota; Metazoa; Chordata; Actinopteri; Carangiformes; Carangidae
Gene: phc2b
Product: polyhomeotic-like protein 2
Exons: 15
Coding region: 179-2887 (902 amino acids)
Cellular component (GO): nucleus; PRC1 complex
Molecular function (GO): protein binding; zinc ion binding
Source: RefSeq, a predicted model, not a curated record
UUCUGCUGCCGCUGGUCGGGUAACAGCGAGCCACCUUCCAGAAAUGGUGUAGAAUAUCAGGAAAAACGACGAGGGAGCACGGCCAGAAAGAAGAGCGAGGCUACGAGACUUACGCCAACGGCACAGGAGAGCCAUUCAGAAGAGCCGGGGGUCAAAGGUGAGAAGAGCAGAGGGCACCAUGGAGAGUGAGCCGGGGGCCCCUGCCUCCACGGCCAGCAGCACCGGGACCACCACCCUCACCACCAGCUCCUCCAGCACCACAGCUGCCAGCAGUAGUAGUACUUCUAACACUACUGCUACUACUUCUACCACUUCCACUAGCAGUAGUAAUUGUAGUAGCAGCAGCAGUAAUAACACUAGCAGUAGUUCCAGUAGUAGUACUACAACAGGAAGGCAGGCAGUCCCUCAAAUAUCUGUUUACAGUGGGAUACCUGACCGACAAACAGUGCAGGUGUUCCAGCAGGCACUACACAGACAGCCUAACACAGCAGCACAGUACCUGCAGCAGAUGUAUGCUGCUCAGCAGCAGCAUCUGAUGUUGCAAACCGCAGCCCUCCAGCAGCAGCACAGCCUCAGCACUGCUCAGCUCCAGAGCCUGGCUGCUGUACAGCAGGCCAGUAUUGCAGCUGGGCGGCAAAGCUCUUCGCAGAAUGGCACUUCAUCUCAGCAAACAGGAUCUACUCAGGCUACGAUCAACCUGACCACCUCCCCAGCAGCAGCUCAGCUAAUCAGCCGGGCCCAGAGCAUUAGUUCUACCCCCACCAGUAUUUCUCAGCAGGCUGUUCUGCUGGGAAGCCCAUCCAGUCCCACUCUCACGGCCAGCCAGGCACAGAUGUACCUGCGCGCACAGAUGGCCCAGCAGAGCAACCUGGUGCAGGUGGCCAGGAGUCUGGGCCGGGCUGUUCCUCUGUCCCCGCAGCUCAUCUUCACGCCAACAGCCACAGUGACGGCUGUCCAGUCAGAGAGUUCCACACAGGCUUCCUCACAGAAUCAGGUUCAGAACCUGGCCAUCCGUGGCCAGCAGGGGGCGACCACGUCUUCCUCUCAAACGCAGACUCUGCAGGCUCUGAGUCUGAAGCAGAGCCCUGUGGCCAUCCAGCCCACCUCAUUGAUCAAGAAUCCUAGCCAGGGGACUCAGGCUGCCACAGGAGGGAAGACCAGCUCUUCUGACAGCCCUUCUGAUGGAGGGAAGAAGGGGGAUGGUGCAGCAGUCACAGAAGUCCGAGCUAUAAAUAUGAGCCGCAGUGUUACAGCUGUCAGUGCUCAACCUCUGAUUGCUCCAGCGUACACCCAGAUUCAGCCACACUCUUUGGUACAGCAGCACAAGCAGCAGCAGCAGCAGCAGCAGCAGUUUGUGGUCCAUCAGAAUCAAGGAUCCCAGAAGACUACUGGCCAGCUGCUGCAGACAGCCUCCAUCCAGCCAUCACAGCACCCUAUCCCUGUGCUGCCCAAACCUGCUCCACACCAGCCCUCUACACCCAGCCAGCAGGCCACCAUCUUCCACUCCACCAUCAGCCCCCAUGCCCUCCACUCUUCCCUCGGCCAUGCCAAAGCUCAGCCCGUCCAGCUUACUGCCAUCAACCUUCAAAUACAGCCAACGGCCUCUCGGCUGGUUCAGGACAGUAAAGAUAAGCCAACCUCAUUGGUGGUGAGAGAGACGUGUCCAACCCCCUCCACACAGCAACAGCAGCAGCAGCAGCAGCAGCAGCAGCAGCAGCAACAGCAGCAACAGCAGCAACAGCAACAGCAACAACAACCACAACCUGCACCUUUGCUGUCACAACCCACCAAGCCUGUAGAGCAGCCCAAGGUUGACACAGCUAUACCAGCUGUUCAGCCACAAGGAGGGGGCUCAACCAAGAGGCAGAGUGCUGCACCUGGGACUCCACCUCCAGCCAUGACCUCAGGAAAUGAGAACGAGGCGCCCAGCGUGACGGGUAGCACGCCGCAGAACGGGGAGAACAAACCGCCCCAGGCAAUCGUCAAGCCCCAGGUCCUCACACAUGUCAUCGAAGGCUUUGUCAUCCAGGAGGGAGCCGAGCCGUUCCCAGUCUGUGUGGAGCGUCUGCCCAUUCUCAUUGACAGCCCAAAGAAGCUGGAUCAUCAGCUCUCCUCAGACCCUGACAAAACUCCGGUCAGCAACGCAGCAAACACAGACUCUGAGCCAGAGGACAUGAACCAGCCAGAAAAAGAACCAGAACCGAAGCUGACAUGUGAAUACUGCGGCUGGGUCGACUUUGCCUACACCUUCAAGGGCUCUAAAAGAUUCUGCUCCGUGGUUUGUGCAAAAAGGUACAAUGUGGGCUGUACUAAGCGGAUAGGCCUUUUCCGUCCAGAGAGGAGUAAACCAACAAAUCGCUGGCGAAGAAGAUCUCAGGGUCGCUCCAGUAUAGAGGCUAAGAAGCAGAAGCUGUCCCCCUCACCACAGCAGACUCAGGGUGGCUCUGUAUCCUCACCACAUCCCUCACAGCCCAGUCAGGAAGAGUCCAGCCCGUGUUCGGACAUGUCCAGCUACGAAGAGCCGCCGUCUCCCCUGUCAGCAGCCAGUUCAGGACCCCUGGCUCCUGCUCCGGCCCCAGCUCAGGUCCCUGUCCACAGGCAGCCAAGCAGGGCCUCGGACCAAGAGGGCUGCGCUGGGAGAGAUGCACCUUCACUCUGUCACCGCUUUUUACCCAACGACCCUGCCAAGUGGAACGUGGAAGAAGUUUAUGAGUUCAUCCGUUCUCUGCCAGGUUGUCAGGAGAUAGCAGACGAGUUUCGGUCUCAGGAGAUUGAUGGACAGGCCUUGCUCCUGUUAAAAGAGGACCACCUCAUGAGCACCAUGAACAUUAAACUGGGGCCUGCACUUAAGAUCUUUGCACGCAUCAACAUGCUUAAAGACUCAUAGCAGGAAAGUGUGUACGUGCAUUGAUCUGAGUGCAUCUGUAUUUGUGUGUGAGUGUGAGAGAGAGAGAGUGUGAGACAGAGAGAGAGAGUGUGAGACAGAGAGAGAGAGAGAGAGAGAAGAGCAGUGUGUAAAACCUUAGCACAGGGCAAAGGAUGCAUCAUUGUAGCACUGACGGCAUAGAGCACUGACUGUACUGUGACCUUGCCUUCUCUCCACUGGACUGGUUCCUUUGAUACAGAAUGUCACUGUAGCUGGACUUGACCCCACAGACUGCUCAUAUUCAACUGCAUCAGCUCAAUAACCAUGUGAUUUUUCUUUUUUUAACUUUGGCUCUUGGGACUGAAGCUGGUUUUACUAGUGGUGGCAUGAGCACUUGAAUCACACAGACCUGCAGUGUGAUAUAGAAGCUGUCUGUGUUCACAUGCACUCAUGGGAGUUAAGCAGUUUUUUACUAGUUAGAAACAAUGUAGGCAGUGGACUGAAAUGAAAUCAGGAGACAGAGUGAGAGCUGUGCCAAAUUCCAAAGUGUGGAUUCUCGCAUUAAAUGAGGGAAUAUCUUUGACUGAUGUGGCAGAACGGCCAAUUUUUGUAUCCGGAUAUCUGAUCUCGAUAAGAAACGUAUUAAUGCAGGUGCAAAUGGUUGCAGAACACAUUGCAAUCACACUGCUAUCAGUUCCACCAGACUAGAUUUUGAGGUGGUCUGGCUCACAUUGUGAUCAGAUCUCAGCCAGGAGUAAAUGCCAACCAGUGUGAGAGAGAGAGAUGGGACUGGAAAUGAGGGGGGAAGAGAGAAAAGGGACAACAUUCAACAAAGGAGGCUCAGGUUUAUGGUCAGCACCUUAACCCAGAGGCCGCCAAGGUGCCCUGGUUGGCAGAGAAAAAGCAAGGUGAAAGAUCACCUAACUAAGUUUCUUCUUGCUAUCUCAAGUUGCCCGUCACAAAGCUACACACGACCCCUUCCUCUGGAAAGGAAAAGUAAGUAGAACGAUGGAACAACAGCAUUGCUCUCACGUGCCUUGCUGUAUACCCAUUUUGAAUUGUAAGAUCUGAUCAUGAUGCAGGCAGAAUUAAGAUAAGAGCACAUAUUAACACAAGGUGUGGUUGCAGGCAGCGCCUAGAGGCCUUUAUCAAAUGUCAUUAACCAGAUAAGACAUGUAAACACAGAUUCCAUGAUAAAAGCAGGUGUAAAUGUGGCAGUUCAGUUCAGUGGAGAACAUAAGGCUGAAAGAAAGGGCUGUGCCAAAGUGUACUACCUGUUCAGUUGUGUCGAGGUUGGCUCAUGCUGCAAAACAGUCGUUGCUAAACUGAGGCAUUAAGACACACGAGUGAAGUCUGAAUUUAUUAUUAUAUUAUUAGAUAUGUCAUUUGUACCGUUUCGUUAGCGUGUGAAUGAGAGAGAAAUUACUCUGUGUGUUGCUGGGAACAGAAGAUUGCAUUCAUUAAUUUGCUCAUUUUUAUUCAGUAGAUGCUCCUUUGCCUUUUCUCACAAUAAGACUCUCACCACUCUUGAAUACAAAGCUUGAAUGCAGAGAAACCGUCUAAGCAGCUUCUUUUGUGACAUUGAUUUUCCUUUCAUGAGGAACUCGCCAGUUUUCUCCUGUAGAUUUAAACUGCUUGCAAAUGAUUUUUUUCUCUUUUGCCGCUUUUUCAAAAUGAUUUACGAAAAUGUGACAUCGAUGUCUUGUCUCAGUUUCAUAGGACGCUAAAUUAUCCAAGGAGCAAUUCAGGUAUGCUGCGCUCUGCACAGCCCUGCUUUUGGCACUUAUUUUCUUUUUCAUUUGCUUUAAUCUUAUGAGACACCUAAAGUGAGAAUGGCAUUUGUGCAGUAAUUCAAACAAGUUUAUUUGUACAUAGCAGCUCAAGUGAGGAAAGAGACUGACUGUAACUAAGUGUGAAACUGUCUUUUUUUUUUUUAAGUUAUCCCUGUUAUUUUAAAACAGAAAUUUAAUGGUGUUCAAUAUUUUGAAAUAUGCAAAUAUAUAAAUAUCAUGGCCUGAGAGUUGUUUUUUAAGGUUUCUUUUCUAAUGAAAAUAUGAUCAUAUCUAUUUGUGUUUUGUGGCUGUGAUGGAAGGUCAACUUUUUUAGAUGAUGCUUUGUUAAAUGCUUGUAUUUAUCAAAACAGUUUGUUACACAACAUUUUGCAAUUAUACAUAAUUUGCAGUACAGUUCUGUCUUGGGACAUUUUUUGAGUGUGUCUGCGAGUAAAAAAUAUUUUUAAGUGUU